AUGCCGCCCAUGACUGCGUACCGUGGCGGCCCGGGCGCCAGCAGCGGCGGAGGCAAGCGCGGUACUGCGUCCAGGGUGAUGCCCAUGGGCGGGAAGUCCAAAACGGUCCUGCUCAACGCGGGCACGGGUGCGAAGCGACACCGCCGUCUCGCUCGCCGGGGUGGAGUCAAGCGUAUCUCGGCCAUGAUCUACGACGACGCCCGCGAAGCUCUGAAGAGCUGGCUCGAGUCUGUCUUGAGGGACUGCGUCACGUACACAGAGCAUCGGAAAGCGAAAACCAUUACUAUCCACGACGUCCUCCAUGCUCUCCGCCGCAAGGGCAAACCGAUCUACGGCUUCGACCCGGAUACGUUUGUCGAGCCAAAGUCGCGCAAGGCAGCAGCGCAUCAUGACUGA
Molecule: messenger RNA, 396 nt
Organism: Colletotrichum orchidophilum
Lineage: Eukaryota; Fungi; Ascomycota; Sordariomycetes; Glomerellales; Glomerellaceae
Product: histone H4
Exons: 4
Coding region: 1-396 (131 amino acids)
Biological process (GO): nucleosome assembly
Molecular function (GO): DNA binding; protein heterodimerization activity; structural constituent of chromatin
Source: RefSeq, a predicted model, not a curated record